Lonchura striata (white-rumped munia) is the source of this 4152-nucleotide messenger RNA. The record is from RefSeq and is a predicted model, not a curated record. Lineage: Eukaryota; Metazoa; Chordata; Aves; Passeriformes; Estrildidae.
AUGGGGAUGGGGACAGGGACGGUGUCACCUCCCCGGGACAGAGACGCGCGGGCGCGGCGCGGCCCCGCCGCCCCUCACUCACAUGGCGCCUCCUCCUUCACCGCUUCACUUCCGCCACUCCUUCGCUCCGCGCAUGCGCCCGGCCCCGGGGCGGGAACCGCGCGCGCGGCGCAGGCGCAGAGCCGGAAGCGGAAGCGGCGCGGCGAGGGCGGAGGGAAAAUGGCGGCGGCCGCGGCGGCCCCCGAGGACGAGCUGGUCUCGUCGGUGACGCUUUACCGGCGGCGGCCGCGCCUGCUCCGCGGCACCGUGCUGCCCUUCGCCGCCGGGCUCUACCCGGCGUGGCUGUGGAUGUGGGGGCCGCGGUUGUGGGCGGCGGGGGAGGCGGGACCGCCCGAGGCGGCGCUGUUGGCGCUCGGCGCCAUCGCGGCGCUGCAGCUGCUGACGGCGCUGGCCGGGCUCUGGUCGGUGCACGCCGAGUGCGCGCUCAGCUGCGUGAGGGAGCCCUGUCCCCAAAAAGCCACCCUGGCCAAGGUGGUGCCGACCCCCAACAACGGCUCCGUGGAACUGGUGCCAAUCCACAGGGAGCAGGGUGAAGAUGGGCUGGAAGCUUUGAGUUUUGAAUUCCAAAAAAUCAAAUAUUGCUACGAAAUCCAUGGAAAAAAACAAUUCCUGCCCGUGGCAUUCCCUGUGGAGCAUCCCAUGGGAUUUUACCAGAAUUCCAGAGGAUUCCAGGAGGAGCAGGAAAUUCGGGAAGCUGAGAGGAAAUAUGGGAAUAACAAGGCGGAAAUGGUGGUGCCAGAAUUCCUGGAGCUUUUCAAGGAAAGAGCCACGGCUCCGUUCUUCGUUUUCCAGGUGCUGUGCGUGGGGCUGUGGUGCCUGGACGAGUUCUGGUACUACAGCCUCUUCACCCUCUCCAUGCUCGUGGCCUUCGAGGCCUCCCUGGUGCAGCAGCAGCUCCGGAACCUCUCGGAAAUCCGGAAAAUGGGCAACAAACCCUUCCCCAUCCAGGUCUACAGGAACCGGAAGUGGCGCCCGAUUUCCAGCGAUGAGAUCAUCGCCGGGGACAUCGUUUCCAUCGGCCGCUCCCCCCAGGAGAAUUUGGUGCCCUGUGACCUCCUCCUGCUGCGGGGCCGCUGCGUGGUGGACGAGGCCAUGCUGACGGGAGAGUCCGUGCCGCAGAUGAAGGAGCCGGUGGAGGGGCUGAGCCCGGAGCGGGAGCUGGAGCUGGGCCGGGACGGGCGGCUGCACGUCCUGUUCGGGGGCACGCGGCUCAUCCAGCACCUGCCCCCGCCGCGCGCCGCCGCCGGCCUCCGGCGUGAGCAUUCCCGGGAAUCGGGGAGUCCUGGGAAUCAGGGAGUCCUGGGAAUCGGGGAGUCCUGGGAGUCGGGGAGCCCCAGGAAUCGGGGGAGUCCCGGGAAUCGGGGGAGUCCUGGGAAUCGGGGAGUCCUGGGAAUCGGGGGAGUCCCGGGAGUCGGGGGCAUUCCGGGAAAUGGGGAGAAUCCUGGGGAACGGGAGAGUCCCGGGAAUCGGGGAAUCCCGGGAAUCGGGGGAGUCCUGGGAAUCGGGGAGUCAUGGGAAUCGGGGGAGUCCUGGGAAUUGGGGGAGUCCUGGGAAUCAGGGGAGUCCCGGGAGUCGGGGGAGUCCCGGGAAUCGGGGGAGUCCUGGGAAUUGGGGGAGUCCUGGGGAAUGGGGGAGUCCUGGGAAUCGGGGGAGUCCCGGGAAUCGGGGGAGUCCUGGGAAUCGGGGGAGUCCCGGGAAUCGGGGGAGUCCUGGGAAUCGGGGAGUCCUGGGAAACGGGGGAGUCCCGGGAAUCGGGGGAGUCCCGGGAAUCGGGGAGUCCUGGGAAUCGGGGGAGUCCCGGGAAUCAGGGGAGUCCCGGGAAUCGGGGAGUCCUGGGAGUCGGGGGAGCCCCGGGGAACGGGGGAGUCCCGGGAAUCAGGAGAGUCCCGGGAAUCGGGGAGGCUGCUUUUCCAGGGAAAGCUGCUCCGGACGAUCCUGUUUGGGGUGAAGAGGGUCACAGCCAACAACCUGGAGACCUUCAUCUUCAUCCUCUUCCUCCUCGUCUUCGCCAUCGCCGCCGCCGCCUACGUCUGGAUCCAGGGCACCAAGGACCCGCGGCGGAACCAGUACCGGCUGUUCCUGGAGUGUGCCCUGAUCCUGACCUCCGUGGUGCCCCCCGAGCUGCCCAUCGAGCUCUCCCUGGCCGUCAACACCUCCCUCAUCGCCCUGGCCAAGCUCUACGUUUACUGCACGGAGCCGUUCCGGAUCCCCUUCGCGGGGAAGGUUCAGGUUUGCUGCUUCGACAAAACCGGGACCUUGACCAGCGACCACCUCGUGGUCAGAGGGGUGGCCGGGCUCAGGUGGGUCCUGAUCCCAAAAUUCCCUAAAGUUUUCCCGAGGAGUCUAAAAACUCCGGGAAUGAGAAUUCACCAGCGCUUUCAUUUCUCCAGUGCCCUGAAGAGGAUGGCGGUGCUGGCUUCCCUGGAAAACGCCUCCGGAGAAAUCCGAUACCUGGCGGCCGUCAAGGGCGCUCCCGAGACCCUGCACGCCAUGUUAUCCCAGUGUCCCAGCAACUACCACGAGAUCCAUCGGGAAUUCUCCUACGAGGGCGCGCGGGUCCUGGCCCUGGGCUACAAAGAGUUGGGAGCCCUGAGCCACCAGCAGGUGCGGGAGAUGAAGAGGGAAUCCUUGGAAUGUGACCUGAGAUUUGUGGGAUUCAUCCUGGUCUCCUCCCCGCUCAAAGCCGACUCCAAGGCCGUGAUCCGAGAGAUCCAGAGCGCUUCCCACCACGUGGUGAUGAUCACGGGGGACAGCCCGCUGACCGCCUGCCACGUGGCGCGGGAGCUGCACUUCCUGCAGAAGGAAAAAAUCCUCAUCCUGCAGCCCCCGGAGCGCCCCGGGCUGCCCUGGCAGUGGCGCUGCCGGGACGGAUCCGUGGCGCUGCCGGCGUUCCCGGAUUCCCUGCGGGAUCUGACGGAUCCCUUCGAGCUCUGCCUGACCGGGGAGGGGCUGGAGCAGCUCCGCUGGGAAUUCCGGGAUUCUGGGAGCUUUUCCCGAUGUUUUUCCGGGCAGGAAUUCGUGAUCACGGCGCUGAAGAGCCUCGGCUACUGCACCCUCAUGUGCGGGGACGGCACCAACGACGUGGGAGCGCUCAAACACGCCGACGUGGGCGUGGCCCUGCUGGCCAACGCUCCGGAGCGCGUUCCCGAGCGGAAGCGGCGGCCCCGGGACGGCCUCGGGGACGGCAGGGCCGGAAUUCCGGCCGGGAAUGUCAAACCCUCAUCCCGAGGAGCCAAGCAGCGACUCCUGGCCCAGCGGGAGGAGCAGCUGGCCAUCCACAGGGAGCGGCUGAGCCAGGUGCUGAGGGACCUGGAAGAGGAGAGGGCCCCCGUGGUGAAGCUGGGGGACGCCAGCAUCGCCGCCCCCUUCACCUCCAAACUCUCCUCCAUCCAGUGCAUUUGCCACGUGAUCAAGCAGGGCCGCUGCACGCUGGUGACCACGCUGCAGAUGUUCAAGAUCCUGGCGCUGAACGCGCUGGUGCUGGCCUACAGCCAGAGCGUGCUCUUCCUGCAGGGGGUCAAGUUCAGCGACCUCCAGGCCACGCUGCAGGGGCUGCUCCUGGCCGGCUGCUUCCUCUUCAUCUCCCGCUCCAAGCCCCUGAAGACCCUUUCCAAGGAGAGGCCCCUUCCCAACAUUUUUAACCUGUACACGGUGCUGACGGUGCUGCUGCAGUUCCUGGUGCAUUUCCUCACUCUGGUGUUCCUGUACCAGGAGGCGCAGGCCCGGAGCGAGCCCAGGGAUGAGGAGGAGUUCGUGGACGUGAGCCGGGAGUUCGCGCCGUCGCUGGUGAACAGCACCGUGUACCUGCUGGCCGUGGCGCUGCAGACCGCCACCUUCGCCAUCAACUACAAGGGCCGGCCGUUCAUGGCGGGGCUGGCGCAGAACCGGCCGCUGCUCUGGGCGCUGCUGCUCUCGGCCGGGGCCGUGCUGGGGCUGCUCAGAUUCCCGGGGGAUUUGGGGAUCGGGGAUUUUGGGAUCAGGGAUCCCUGGAACAUCUCGGGAUUCCCGGGGGAUUUGGGGAUCUGGGAUUCAGGAAUCCGUGGAACAUUCAGGAAUUCCUGGGGGAUUUGGGGAUCUGGGAUUUUGGGAUGA